Molecule: messenger RNA, 2397 nt
Organism: Cucurbita pepo subsp. pepo (vegetable marrow)
Lineage: Eukaryota; Viridiplantae; Streptophyta; Magnoliopsida; Cucurbitales; Cucurbitaceae
Gene: HDA05
Product: histone deacetylase 5
Biological process (GO): epigenetic regulation of gene expression
Cellular component (GO): histone deacetylase complex; cytoplasm
Molecular function (GO): histone deacetylase activity
Source: RefSeq, a predicted model, not a curated record
UAUCCAUUUUUUGGAGAUUUUGUUUCAACUGUUCCGACUCACGAUCGCAGUAGUAAAUGGUUGACUUAGCUGACUAGCGAGUGGAUUUGAUUGGGCAGUGAGACCAAACUGUUCUGUAUUCUCCGGCGGGCGAUUCGUCGAUCUCGCUCUGAGUGACGGCGCUCCGGCUCUCCGGCAAGGCCGCUAGCCUACUGCGAAAUUCAAUUUCGGAAAGUUUUUGUCACUUUUGGGACUUCGCUGGUUAGAUUUUUCUUUCUUUUUUUGGAGAAUGGACGUGCAUGGCUCUGGACCUAGGAAAUUCGACGGAGGCAAUGGCGAUUCACGGAGGGUAGGGGUUUUGUACGACGAGAGGAUGUGCAAGCAUCACACGCCCGACGGAGAUUACCAUCCUGAGAAUCCCAAUCGAAUUAGGGCCAUUUGGAACAAGCUACAAAGCUCCGGCAUUCUUCAGAGGUGUGUGGUCUUGAAUGGGAAAGAAGCAGAAGAUAAGCAUAUUUUGGCAGUACACUCCAAAAAUCAUGUUGACUUGAUUAAGAAUAUAAGCUCCAAAGAGUUUGAUUCACGAAGAGAUAAGAUUGCCGCACAACUUAACUCCAUAUACUUUAAUAAAGGAUCAUCAGAAGCUGCUUAUCUAGCUGCUGGCUCUGUCAUAGAUGUUGCUGAAAGAGUAGCUCAAGGAGAUUUAGAUUCCGGAAUUGCCAUUGUGAGGCCACCGGGUCAUCAUGCCGAACAUGAUGAAGCUAUGGGGUUCUGUUUGUUCAACAAUAUAGCUGUGGCAGCAAGCUUUAUUUUGAAUGAACGACCCGAUUUGGGUAUUAAGAAGAUAUUAAUUGUUGAUUGGGAUGUUCAUCAUGGCAAUGCAACACAAAAGAUGUUCUGGAGGGAUCCCCGUGUUUUGUUCUUCUCCGUUCACCGGCACGAGUUCGGAAGCUUUUAUCCCGCCACAGAUGAUGGUUACUAUACCAUGGUUGGAGAAGGACCAGGAGCAGGAUAUAAUAUAAAUGUCCCUUGGGAGAAUGGACAAUGUCGGGAUGCUGAUUACCUAGCUGUUUGGGACCAUAUCUUGCUUCCAGUUGCUAAGGAAUAUAAUCCUGACAUGAUCAUAGUCUCUGCCGGAUUUGAUGCAGCUGUUGGAGAUCCUCUAGGUGGUUGCUGUGUCACACCGUAUGGAUACUCAAUUAUGUUGGAAAAGUUGAUGAAUCUUGGUCAAGGAAAGAUUGUAUUGGCAUUGGAAGGGGGAUAUAAUCUUGACUCUAUAGCAACUUCAACGCUUGCCUGUGCGGAACUUCUGGUUGAUGGAAGAACUAUGAACAAUUCUUCAGAGACUUGUCCAUUUGAGUCAACAUGGCGAGUGAUCCAAGCAGUUCGCCGAGAAUUGAGUCCUUUUUGGCCAAUGCUUUCGGAUGAACUACCAGAUAAUUUAACCAGUAAAAAAGUGCCAGUCCCGGAGGUAUUGCUUUCAAGCUCUGAUUCAGAGGAUGAAGCUUCCGAUUCUCGAUUAAAAAGCCUCGAGGAAAUUCUUCAGGGUAUCACACUUUCACGAGUGGAAGUUAAGGAAGACAGUCAGGGUCAAGCGAUUAAUGUUACUAUCCCUUGGAGAUUGGAGCUCUCAAAAACUGAUAUCUGGUAUGCUUCAUUUGGAUCAAAUAUGUGGCGCCCGAGAUUCCUCUGUUAUAUCGAAGGAGGACAGGUUGAGGGUAUGAAAAAACCGUGUACGGGUUCAAUGGAUAAGACACCACCAAAAGAGAUGCUGUGGAAAAUUUUUCCUCACCGUCUAUUUUUCGGUCAUGAAUAUACCAAUAUAUGGGGCCAAGGAGGAGCUGCUUUUCUUCAUCCUGAAAGCAACAGUGAUGAGAAAUCUUUCUUGUGCUUGUAUAGAAUAACGCUAGAGCAAUUCAACGAUGUUUUGUAUCAAGAAAACAGUGGGAGUGGCUUCCUUUCUGAUAACCCUUUAUUGGAUAUAGCUAAUCUGAACAAACUCACAGGCAACGCUUCCACAUCUAUUGAGAUUUCAACAGGGCAAGGAUGGUACCACAACCUUGUAUACUUGGGGAAAGAACAGGAACUUCCGAUAGUAACUAUGACAUGUUCGCAUUUGGAUAUGGAAGACUUCAAAUCUGGAAAGGUUCCUCUCUGUGCACCAGCCAAAGGGUACGUUGAUACCCUUGUUAAAGGCCUUGCUGAAGGACCACUUUCGAAAGAGGAAGCUUUGGUUUACAUUCAGAAGGCUGUAACUAAGCCACUGUAAGCGCAAUCCCCUCGUUUGCAACCUUCCUGUUCUUUAUUUAUGAAAUUAGGAGACCUUUAGUUGAUGAACUCACUCUGACAUGCUCUUUGUUCUGUAGUUUGUUACUUUGUGGUAAUUAAAUUGGUGCAUAGAUUGUCUUUUCUGGGUUA